Molecule: messenger RNA, 1855 nt
Organism: Physcomitrium patens
Lineage: Eukaryota; Viridiplantae; Streptophyta; Bryopsida; Funariales; Funariaceae
Source: RefSeq, a predicted model, not a curated record
CGAUCGUCUUUCAUCUCCUGGCCUGCUUUUCCGUGGCAGUCCCGUGCGGGACUAGCACCUUCUUAUCUCGUGACUGGCCACAAGUGCAGUUCUCGAGUCUGCGUUAGCGGUUUUGUCGCUGUUGAUUGGAGAAUACGUGAGAGUUGGUGGUUGUGUUAGGAAAGUCGCUCGCGGUGUGGAGAAUGCGAGAGUGAUUUCUUUCAAUGCUUAGUACAUUUUUGUUUCUGCAUGUGAUUGUAUUGUACCGGCGUUCGAUUCUUUCCAAGUAGAUUAUGUCCUGGCUCUUUUGGUUUUGCUACGUGCAGCCAUAGCUUCUGCUGGUUCGGUUUUGAAGAGGGGACCGAGAGGAGGUGCUCAGGUUCUGGUAGUGUCGUAAAGGAUUCGUACUCUCUUUUACUGCUGUGUCGAUUAUAAUUAUUCAGGAUAUAUGUACAUUGCAGAUCACUCGCACCUUGUGAAUAUAUUUACGGGAAAGAUACUUCGCUGCUUCCGCUUCUGGCCCGAGGCUGUCCUCCUCAAGAACGAACAUGGCUCCGUGUUUGUGUGCACCAACAAGUCAUGAGGGCUCUUUCCGGUGCCGUCUGCAUCGUGAAGUCAUUCGAAGUGUAAUAGGUGCAAGCAAUCGAGGUAGUUGGAGUACCGUUCGUCAGGCAUCCGCAGCAGUUCCUUGUUUGUGUGCACCGACAAGUCAUCCCGGUUCUUUUCGUUGCCGUCUGCAUCGAACCAAAGAACCGAGUUGGGGAGGACGUCCGCUUCUACCUUCAGCGCAUGCUAAAGCCCUUAGAAGUUCGGAACUCCCUCCAUCUAAGCCCAGCGACACUAUUUCUGUGAAGAAAACCGCCUUCGCAAGAACGAAUCGGUCAACAAUAUCAGAGUCUAAGCUUCGAAGCGAGCUAAACAAGGCAAUGCCCGAAAUAGUGGCGGCAGUUGACAAGCUAAGAAUCACACCUGUCGAAAUGUACGUCAUAAGAAGAAUUUUGACCAAGAAAGGCAAGCUAAUUGUUGCGCCAGUUCCUGGAACAGCCACGGUGAGGGCAGCUUCAAACAGUAUUAUCAGCCAGGAAAACGCUCUACUCAGUGAUGCCGUUGCAGCCAAAGCCACUAAAGAGAUACUCAUGCGUUCACAAAAUAAGGGUGUAAAGAAGCCUCCUACUUGUAAGGAGCGGCGUUUGAGAGCGAAGAGCGAUGUAUUGGCAACAAUUCUUACCUGACCACGGUGCCAUGAGUUUCGGCAGCGCUUUGAAUGCACUGUACAAAGUGUAUACUAUUUUAGAAGAUCAUUCUCAUGUUCGCAGAGUAUAUAUACUGCUGUUUUAAUAGUUUAUCGACCCUCGGAUUGCUCGACAGAAACCUUAGAAAGUCAAGAAUCAGCAAUACUAACUCAUUGCUUCCGGUAAAUUAGGAAAAUGAGACAGUUGCUGUCUUCGUAAAGCAUAGGUGACUGUUUAGCUGUGUGCAGGAGUCGUGAAAUAUAAAUAUCUUGCACGGUCUUGUGCAAAACCUUCAUGAUAGCCAAUUUCGACGUGUUGAUCAGGCGACCUUGACACACAAAAUUUAACGUCGGCAUUCUCGUGGUCCUAAAUCCUUGCUUCUGAGACUUUUAUGUUUUUCACGCAUUCGAGUGUGAGCCUUUCACAUUCUAUUUUGUAUGCUGGAGAAUAUUGCUGAUUGAACUUGUAACUGCAUUGCAUUGAUCCAACAGAUGGUUUGAAAGUUGGAGAAGAGAGAGAGAGAGAGAGAGCGAGAGCGAUUAGAAGCAAGUAGAGGGUUGUUGCUCCAAUUGCUAUAGCUAGGUUGCUCAAUGCUGAUUGUUCAAUUUGGAAGUCCCAACAAUGGGGCACGUUUUGAAAGCAAA